AGUUUGACACGAAGAAACCGGUUCAUCAAGUUCAUCCGCUGUUCAUUCAAAAGCAAAAUCUACCAUCUCCACGCUCGAAAUGUCUGACGCCCCUGCCGCCCCCGUCACCGAAAACGGCGUGCCUCCGGUUGCGCAGGAUCAGGUUGAAGAGGCCCCUGGCUUCAAGGUCUUCGCCGGCAACCUUGCGUACUCUACCACGGAUGAAGGGCUGAAGGCGUUCUUUGCGCCAGUCGAGAGCGACAUCAUCUCCGCUCAGGUCAUCAUGCGAGGGAAUAGGUCAGCGGGCUACGGCUUCGUUGCACUCACCAGCGCAGAGGCCGCGCAGAAGGCGGUAGAGGCUCUCGACAAGCAAGAGCUCGAUGGUCGCCCGAUCAUCGUCGAAGUUGCCAAACCGGCCGAAGAGAAAGAUAAAGAAAGAAAGGAAAAGAAGCCUCGCGCCCGACGCCCUGGCAGGCGCGGGGCCAAGGCUGUCACUGGUGAGGUCACUGAGGCUGAAGCCAACGGGGAGACCAAUGAGGCCGAAGCUGGCAAGGCAGACGACGCAACUGCCACUGGCGAUGCCGAUAAACCUAAGAAAAAAAAGAAAAAGACCACUAAGAAGCCCAGGAGCUCUGCCGAGGGUGAGGCGACCGACGCCGCGGCGACAGAGGGUGAAGCUAAACCGCCUCGCAAGAAGAGGGUCCCUCGUCCUCCUCGCCCUGCUGGGGAGCAGCCCGUUGGCGAUCUAUCCAAGACGGUGCUCUUCGUUGCGAACCUGGGAUUCAACAUCGAUGAUGCUGGCCUUGCCGCCUUGUUCACUGACGUUGGCAUCAAGGUCAACAGUGCUCGCAUUGUCCGUCGCCGCUGGGGAAAACCGAGAAAGUCAAAGGGUUACGGUUUUGUUGAUGUCGGUGACGAAGAGGAGCAGACCAAAGCCAUCGCUGCUCUCGAGGGCAAGGAAGUUGGCGGAAGACAGAUUGCUGUCAAGAUUGCGGUAGAUGCCCAGACCAACGAGGAGAAGGAGGAGGGCAGUGCUGACCCGGUCAUCGAAUCUGCUGCCGAGCAGGCCGACGAGGAGGCUACCCCCGAGGCGACCAUUGUCGCCUCGUAAUUAUUAGCCCAUUCAUAACAAUAACCACUGUUCCGUCACAAUUUAUGAUGCCCACUCGCAGAUACACCUUUUCGUCUUUUCAUACGGACGAUGUUUCACUUCUUCGCUCUGAUGUGAUCGUCGUUCAGUUGCGGUAGCACGUAUUGUAAAUUUGUAUGUUUUCGUUCGUGCUCUGAUGCCUUCAUUUUCUGCCUGGUAUCAAGUUGUGUAGAUCUUUCCGCAACAAAGAUGCUUCUGCUUUCUCCCGGUC
Messenger RNA from Heterobasidion irregulare TC 32-1, 1340 nucleotides. RefSeq lists its product as uncharacterized. Gene Ontology annotation, molecular function: mRNA binding. Lineage: Eukaryota; Fungi; Basidiomycota; Agaricomycetes; Russulales; Bondarzewiaceae. Gene Ontology annotation, cellular component: cytosol. The coding region runs from base 80 to 1090 and encodes 336 amino acids. The record is from RefSeq and is a predicted model, not a curated record. The transcript is spliced from 4 exons.